Molecule: messenger RNA, 7754 nt
Organism: Nilaparvata lugens (brown planthopper)
Lineage: Eukaryota; Metazoa; Arthropoda; Insecta; Hemiptera; Delphacidae
Gene: Ythdf
Product: YTH domain-containing family protein 3
Exons: 8
Coding region: 195-2162 (655 amino acids)
Biological process (GO): mRNA destabilization
Cellular component (GO): cytoplasm
Molecular function (GO): mRNA binding; N6-methyladenosine-containing RNA reader activity
Source: RefSeq, a predicted model, not a curated record
UUCGAUCAGCCGAGUUGGGUCAGCCGCCAUUACUCAUGUAAAAGAACUUAGUAGGUAGAUUUAUGAUAAUUCUAGCCGGUUAAUUAGUGUUUGUGUGGUUUAAAAGACUUUUAAAUAGUUGGGGACAAAACAGAGUGUUGUGUUUUUCAAAGACUAUAUUCUUAGACACUUAUUUUUAGUGCCGUAAAUAGGUAAUGUCAGCAGGCGUGUCAGACCAGCGGAUGAAAGGACAAGGGAAUCAAGUCACCAAUGGCCCUAAGGACCACGUAAAUGAACAUGAUGAUUUUGACUCAUGGCGUACACAUCAUCAGGUUGAAAAUACGACGAUGAACGGAUUUGAAGCAAAGAAGAACCGAACUAAACGUAACGGCCCAAAUGAAAUGCGUUUUUACUAUCAUGAUAGCGCUCAGUUAGCCGCUUCUAUGGGCUACACAACCGGACCAACAGCGGCAGGCAUGGGUGACCCCUACUCGAUGUCCAACUACUAUGGCACAGCUGCAUCGUUCCCCUACCAGACAGCGGGCUACCCAGGGGGUCACCCGCCUCCACCCCCCGACCACCCGGCCGCCGCCCCCACCACGUGGUCGGCCAACGGACACGAGCACCCGCCGCAAAUGACCACCUUCCUCACCACGCCCAGCUACGGCCAUCAUGACCCCGCCGCCGGCUAUGCGGCAGCCAGCAUUGAUGCUGCUUCUAUUUUCGGCACCACUGGAGGUGGUUUCGGAGGAGCUGCCUUCGGCCAGCCGACCGCCUCCGGCUUCAACUACUUCCACGGCAAUGGCGACUACUCGACGUGGGGUGGUUCAGCCGCCCCCGCCUCCCUACGCAAACAGCACUACGACGACUACUACUCGUACGGGGGCGGUGCAGGUGGCGUCGAUCAGCUCAAGUCGGUCGAACAGUCGAUGCAGGGUCUGAGUCUGUGCGGGGAGGCGGUCAGUGGCGGCAAGGGCGAUGGAAGCGGUAAAGGGGAACUGUUGUCAUCCUCCUCCUCUUCCGCCCCCAAGAAGCAGACGUGGGCGGCUGUAGCGAGUCAGCCGGCCAAACCGCAGCCCCAGGUGGGAUCAAGUGGUACAAAAAAGAAAGGGCCCGGUGCGCCGCCUCCCCCCGUGGUGCCAGGCAAACACAAUAUGGACAUUGGAACGUGGGAGACGAAGAACAACGGGGUGGCCAAAGCGGCGGCGGCAGCGAUCGUAGCACCCCCCGUUCGCACGGUGCCUCCCUCGUGGACACCUGGGCCCCCCCGGGGUGCUCCGGCCCCCCCACACAACACCUUCCACCACCAAGUGGCAGUGCUGGCUCCUCCCCAACAUCCCCCCGUCAUGACUCACCACCAUCUCCCACCCCAACCGGCUCCCCCUCCCCCCAUGCAACCCCCCGGACCCCCUCUACCCCUUCCUUCACAUCCGAUCCUAGAUGAGUUACGUGUGAAAAAUAAUUACAAUCCGGUGGAUUUUGAUUUGUCGGCGAAGGAUGCGCGGUUCUUUGUGAUCAAAUCGUACAGUGAGGACGACAUUCAUCGUAGCAUCAAGUACGAAAUCUGGUGUUCGACUGAGCACGGCAACAAGCGGCUGGAUGAGGCGUACAGGGAGCGCGAGGCAAAGGGGGGCAGUGUGCUGUUGUUUUUCAGUGUGAACGGUUCGGGACAUUUCUGCGGCAUGGCUAGGAUGGUGUCCAAUGUAGACUAUCGGUCGUCGAGUUCGGUGUGGGCGCAGGACAAGUGGAAGGGCAAGUUCAAAGUGCGCUGGAUCUAUGUGAAGGAUGUGCCCAACGCGCAGUUGCGACACAUUCGACUCGAGAACAAUGAGAACAAGCCGGUGACAAACUCGCGUGACACCCAGGAGGUGCCCCCCGACAAGGGCCGACAAGUGUUGAAGGUUUUGCACCAGUUCCGACACUCCACCUCCAUCUUCGACGACUUUGUGCACUACGAGAAGCGCCAGGAGGAGGAGGACUCGAGGAAGGAGGCGGUUCCACCCGUGCCGCCCCCGUCGGCCGCCUCUCAGCAGCAGGAGAUGGCUCCCCCGCCGCCUCCAUCCGGCUCCAAUCAUCACGGCAUGCGCCCAUCACAUGGACAUCAUAAGGAUCGAGACAGUGGAAGCGGAGGUCGUGGAGGUGGUAGGGGAGGGAGAGGAGGAGGAGGUUCAAGAAAUAACUGAUAAAAUAUCUACUACUAACCGAUGGAAGAGUAUAAAAUUGAAAUUAUUAUAACUUAAAAACAACCAGUAGAAAAAUACAUCAUGUAAUAAAAAAUAUAUUGUAAUUCACUUGUUAUGAUGAUUAUUAUUAUUCUAAUUGAUGCAGAUUAUUAUUAUUAUCAUUAUAAUUAUUACUAUAAUUAGCAUUUCAAUUAUUCUUAUUAUUAUUGGAGUUUAGAUUGACUAAAAGAAGAUGAUGUCAUAAUAGAUUGGUUAUCAUAUUUGCCUCUUCUUUACAUAUUGAUAUUUUAUGUAAUUUGGAAAAUGUGUGAAAAAUAUUGUAAUGAAUAGACUAACGCAAAUCAAAAUGGUUAUUUUGGAGUCAUUUUGCGUUUUACAUAUACUUACAGUAUCCUGUAAGUUUACGAUUAUUCUAAUUCAACAUCAAUACGACACGAUAUUUUAGACAAUCUUUAGCCCAGUACAAUUUCAAUGAUAAUUAUCUUGAAAUUAAUUUUUCAAAUGUCUCGUCCUCAAUCAUAAGGAAACGUUUUCUCCCACGAAAAGAUAGAUUCAUCGACUGUGAUGUAUUUAAUCUAGUACCGGUAUAAGUAUAAUAAAUUAUGUAUUCCCGGUGUUAUUGUUGAAAGUUUACUUCCUAUUUAGUAUUGUGACAUUUAUAUUUAGUUUUGUUUCAUACACAUAACAGAAGAUACUUUACAUUAAAAAGUAAUUCAACAUGAUUGUGGAAUUGUAUCAGUUACAAGAUAUUAGAAAUAGUUUUUGAAGAAUAAUCCAUAAAAUGACUACAGCUUUGAUUAUCUGGUAAUCGACAAUAACACUAACGUAUUUGAAUCCAGAGAAUAAUAACAAUAGCUGAAUUUAAUAUCAUUAUUAUGUAUAUAUAUUUAAGGAAUCAAAUUUUGCUAUUCAUUUGAAGUUUUGUUACAGUUUUUGUACUACUGGCAAAGCUUGUUAUACUAUAUAUACUAUAUCACUUCGAGGCAAAUAUGAUAAUCAACAUUAUCUUCUAAUUUUUAUCAAUUAACUGUCUUAACAUAUUAUCCUUAUUUUUGUUUCUCAAUAGUUUCUAUUUAAUUUCUAGCAAAUGAAUUACAAAUCGUCUCUAGCUUAUAUAAUCAAAUUAGUAAAUUUCUCGUUCUAUUACAAUUACAAUUCGGUCUAUUUUUGUGUUGCUUUUGUGAGAAAUUGGUGAAGGCUUUGAAAUUAGAAAAAAAAAUGUUCGCAAUCGAGUUGUGAAAAUAUUUAUUGAAACAAAAAUCAUUUGAAUGGUUUGUAACUAGGUAAAACAUUUUCAAAUUACGUCACCUCAAAAUGAUGUCCAAAUUUAUUUUAUCUAGUUGUGUUAAAACUAGUAUGUUUUAGUCAAAGAGUUUCAAUUUUGCAUAAUACUCGUUCACUUUGAGUAUAAUUCUUCCAGUUUCAAAUGUUUUACAAAUGAAUUACAUCACUUCAAAAAUGGUUGUCCCAAUUUAUUUAUGUAGUUGCAUUGGAACUCGUUUCUAUUUGUUGAAAACGUCCACUUUCCAUAAUAUUUCUACAGUUUCAAAUUUUCAAAGGAUUACUUGAAAUCAAUCUCUAUUCUCCAAAUUCUUUCAUGCAGUUGCAUUAGAACGUUCAUCUUUUUUACGAUUUUCUAUACUUUUACAAGUUAGUAGCUACUCAUGUUUAAUAUGUGUUCCUUCUGAGCAUAAAAAUUAAUCAAAAAAAAAUAUUCAAGACAGUUUUUCUAUUUUCGUAGCGAAGCCUUAGGGUAUCGCUUGUUCCACUUCAUAUUCUUUGCCUAUACUGUCAGCAUUGGUUGAUGACAUUAAUGUCAUUCAUACUGCAGAAUGCUGACAAUUUAGUAUUAAAUAGAAACGAUUUCUUAUGCCUCUUGAGUUUUUUCAUUCUUUGCCGUGUUUUUCAACAGACUUUUCAAGGACUCUUUCAGAAGUUGACAGAUUCUUUAAAAAAUUGAGAAUUCUACUAGUUCAAUCACAAAAAAUUCAUAUUUGUACCCUAUUCAUAUUUUUGAAAUAAGAAAUAGUAAGGUUACUAAUAAUUCUUUGUAAUUGAACAUUCAAAAUUUUCCAUGGCAAUUUCAAUUCCUAAGUAGCCCCAUCAAAAUACUUAAUUGAUUCUACUAGUUACAGUUGAUUUAGAUCAUGUUGAAAGAAUGAUUUAAGACUCGAAUCUAUAAUGAAAUUCACUUCAUACUGUCAACAUUGUUAGAUCGCAAAGCAUUGAUGUUCUAUAAUAAGGUAUGAUGCCAGUUUGAAGUGAAUCUCACUAUAGUUUAAACAUCAAAACGUUACGUCAACGUUUAUUGAAACGUUGAGCCAGUCAACUAACCAGUAAUUAAUUAUUUUAACUUAUUGUAAUUUGAUUAUCAAAUUGAUUCCUCCCAAAUUCAAAAUAAGCCAACAUUUUAAUUGACUCCUUGUAAGCUCUGUUGGGAAUCACUGCUCCAUGAAUUUUGUGUUUUUAACAGUCUCAAAUAAAUUUAAACAUCCCCAAGCUUGGAAACAUUUUGUGACAAAAUUUUCUCUUUACCAAAGUUGCUGUUGUAAAAAAUCGUUGAGAUUAUUGUCAGUUGAAUGAUACGAGAUAUUGAUUCUAAUAACUAGAAUUGAGGAAUACUUAUCUAUUCAUUUGAAAGAUGAAGCAUUUUAUUAGAUAAAGCUGCUUUAAAUACUGUUGCAGAUUAUUUUUAUUCUUUUUCCUUUCAAACAGUAAUAUUCAUUGUUCAAUAUUAUUUGUUUCCUGGUUGAACUACCACCUCUCUGUUAGAAGUGAAUUUAUUGAAUAACUCUUUAUAACUAUUAUCCUGGAUAAUAAUAUUAUUAUAUAAUAAUAAAAUAUUCAACUGUAGAUUUUUUGCUGAUGUUGCCUGCAUGAGUUGUAGGCUUGUGCGUGGGAAAUAAGACUAUAUUCAAUAAUAAUAAUAAUAAUUCCUCUAUUCUUCAGUUGGAGUAACAAUAUCUUGUUCAUUUUCUUUCACUUCCAUCUCUGACGACAAAUUCUCAAACCAUUGUAACCACACAAAAUUGUGCCUCUUAAUUAAUUUGAUUUUCUCACUGUCUAGAAGUAAUAGAGAAUUGAAUUGUGUUGAAUAUUACUUAGGUGUAUGCUUACCUUUAUUAUGAUACUUUCUUGUGUAUUCCAACCGCUUUACCAUUCUCAUAAAAAAAGUUAUUGUUUUUAAUUCGUCUACAAUUAGUUUCUAGCUGUACUCUUAGUAGAUUGAUUUGCAUUUCCAUCUUGAGCGAUUAUUGAAAAUUACUUUGAAAGUACGUGUAGUUCUUUCCAAGAGCGCUUGGUAGCAUUUUGUGAGCUUUCAUUUUGAGACUUUUUCUAAAUAAGAUUAAUUUUGAACUGUCAGCAAUUGUUAUAAAUAACACCAACAUUUGCCAUUCUAGCAACGCCGACUGUAAGUAAAUCCUACAGUAACUAUAUUACCCAAUAAUAUAGUUACUGUAGUAAAUCCCACUUCACUUUAUAGCAACAAUUUUUCAACUUCUAUUAUCCCAAGAGCUUUCUAGGUUUUUUUUUAAAUUCUUCCGCUUCAAAACUUCAAUGUAAAGUUUUAUUUAUGAUGUGUUGUCAACAAUGUGUUGAAAAUUUUGUCAGAAAACUACUUUCAAUGGUAUUGUAUUGAUCAAAUUAUUAAUUAUUCUGCCAAAAAACAAUAUAUAAUUGAAAACUUGGUUUUCUAUUGUGUCUUGUUGCACGCUAUUAUGGUGAUAUCUCACUUUAUUCAAUGAUUUUCUCCGUGCAUUCAAAUCAAUUGGUAAUUAUUGUGAAUAUGGUAAAAAGCUACUACAUACAAAAAGCUUCUCAAAAAUGAAUAUUCCAAAGUGAAAUAUUUUCUCAAUUUUUACCAUUCUAAAACAAUAAUUAGUGCUUUCAAACAUUAAAAUAUUAUUACUAAACCUGAAAGUUAUAAUUUCAAUAAAUAUUGAAUAUUCUACAGUUGAAAAUGUAUUAACUGAUUUUCAAAUUGUACUAUUCAUUUAAAUUAGAAAACGUGGAGCUAUCAAAAUAUUAUUAUUUUUAUUACUGGAACCUUACAUAUCAGGCAAUGUCAAAUGUACCUACUAUUUAAUUUCAAUUAUUUAUUGAAGUCUGAGGUAAAAUUAUUAUGGACCACCAACUUGAGAUUUGAAAUUAAAUUUGUAUUUACAAAGGUAUGGAAAUUUUGAAAAUAUACUCAAUAUGCAAUAAAAUUGUUGAUUAAAAGUUGUGUAAUAUAUUUACUUGACAGUUAGUGAGCAUACAUGGAACACUCGAAAAAUAUACUAUACUACCACCAUUAUUGAACUGAAACAUACAAAAUUAUAUAUUUCUUGUUUUUGUUUCUAAUCUCACUAAAUAUCAGUAUUCAAUAAUCAUUUUUAUCAAUUCUAUAUUUUAAAAAAAUAAUUAUUUUUGGCGUUGAUAAGCAUUCUCAAAUUAUUUUCCAUAUCUUUGCAAUAUAUUUAUGUAGUUAUGUUCUGACUGGUUUUAAUGAUGUGAUGUUUGUUAUAUUUUAACGCUGGUUUGUGAUAAUAAUUAUUGAAUUUGUAUUUAUCUUUCCAAUUUUAACAUGAUAUUCAAAACACAAACUGUGAAUUAUUGGUUUAUGAAAAGUGGAAAACGUGUGAGGUUUUUGUGGUGAAAUUUUUUCGAGCGCGACACUUUAUAUCGGAGGAAGAGUGAACUUCGACAGAAACUGUGUAAUCAAGAAAUAUUUUUUGGGCUUGAAAUUUUUCGAAAAUAUAGACAAGUGAACAAAGUAGUGAAGGAUAGUGCUUCGUUGAUUGAAAUACCCUUGAUAGGGUCUAGGAUUUUUUAAAUAUUCAGUGCUGUGAAAGAACAGUUAAAUACAAUUGCAGCAUUACUCUCGAUUUGUGAACAGUUGGUUGUUAGACGAAAAACUACUGAAAACUUAGCGAACAUAUUCUAGUUUGAUCACUUCUACGCGUCUCCUAUUUUCAACAAUAGACACUUUCAAAAGUAUAUUUAAAUAUUGUAUAUCUUGUAAUUUAAAAAUAUUUAUAUGAAUGUAUUUCAAUAUUCCAUACAUUGUGGAGGUGACAUAUUGUAUAAAGGACUGGACAUAAUUAUAAAAUUAUUGCAGUGAUGUGCUACGGUAUGUCAGAUCGGGUAGAUUUUAAUAAUCAAUAAUUAUAUUGAUUCAAAUAAUAUGAUAUAUAAUAAAAAUAUGAUGCUAGAUGCAUUCAUUGCAUUGAUACAACACAUUGUUUAUAGGAUAUUACAUCAGAAUGGCACACGAUAUUUGGACAGUUAGGUAUGAAAUUGAAUUGCGGUAAUCUAGGUAAUACAUUUAUAUAUUUUAUUAUUUUUUAACAAUUGUUCGAACAGAUUUACUCAAAUAUGUUUUAUUAUAAAGAGUUGUUGAUUAUUGUUUUAUCUGAUUUUUUUAUUUUGAAAGAUGAUAUUAAUAUUUUAUGUGCUGGAAAAUAGUUUUAUUAUGUUUAGUUGAAACUAAUUUAAUUCACACACUUGAAGUUUCCAUUUUGUUUUCAGUAUUUCUGAGGUUCAGUUGCGAUUUGUUAUUUGUAUGUACUUUCUUGCUGGAUUACGUAAUAAACCGAAAUCAUUAUUGUA